AAAAUGAACGCGAUGACAUAUUAAACUCAGCAAUACUACUCUUAUAAGGACUUAAAAUCAUUAUAAGAAAUUCUAAAAAUUGAUUCCAUUGGAUUUUUUAAUAUUUAUGAAGAUGAAUAAAUAAUUGAAUACUAAAUCGAUAGAUCCAAAUGUUUAAGAUUAAGUGAUCUCAUUUUAAUGAUUGUAUGUUUAUUAUUAACACUUAUUAGAACCAAGAGUUUUUUAUAAUUUCUCUAGGACAACUACUAGGUGUAUUUCUUGAUAUAUUAAGGAAGGUGAUAUCAUAAAAAAUUUAACAUAACAUCGAUCACUCAUAUCUUGACGAUAAUAGAAUUUGGUUGGUAUUUCAAGAUCCAAAUUAAUGUAUAAGUUUUGAGUACUAAACAAUUGAAUAUGAAAUUACUUUUACAGGAUAUCAAUGUGAAUUAUAUGAAGAAGGUUCAGAGACAAAAAUUCCUGCAGAAUAGAAAGUAUAAAGAAUUAUUAAGGAUAUAUUAAUUAAUUUGAAGAACAACAAUAAUUUUAUUAAUUCUUCUGAAAGAGAUAGAAUCCUUGAAUACAUUUAUGAUCCAAUCAUUUAAGAAUGUGAUAAAAUGAAUAUUUAAAAUACUCAAAAUUUAAUUCUAGAUAUUUUAAAUGAAUUUAAUUUCAACAGUGAAGAAUAGACUAUUACAUUAGAUAAAAUCAAAAUUAUAUAUGACAAGACAAAUUUAUAUUUAACACAUAUAAAUUUUAAGAAGUUCAUUGAAAAUUUAAAAGGAGAGAGACCAUUUAUUUUAGAAACUUUCCUAUUUUAUAAGUUAAAAUAUUUUUAAUACAAUCAAAAUAGAAUAGAAAAUGAGUUUUUCCAUUCUGAUAAUAACAAAGAAAUUGAAAAGGGGUUGUAGACAUUGAAAUCAUUCUAUGAGAAAUAUUAAUGCUCAUUUGAAAAGAAUAUAGAAAGUAUCAUUUAAACAUAAUUUGAAAAUAUUCUAAAGGAACAAAUGGAAAAUUAUAAAUUUAUGAUUUCUGAAUAGGAGAAACAAGAAUUAAUUACAAGUAUAUUAAAUAGAAUUUUAAAUAUGAAAUUGAAUAGAUACUUUUAUAAUUCUCCACAUUAUUUUUUAAAAGCAUAGACAAAAUAAAUUUUAGAAUAUCAGUUAAAUUCACUUUCUAAAUACUCAUAACUUAUAACUACAGAAGAAGUGGAACUCUUAAUUCAUUAAAAAAAUUAUGAAUUAAUAUAAUAAAUAAUUUGA
Messenger RNA from Paramecium octaurelia, 1238 nucleotides. The record is from the annotation of a GenBank genome assembly. Lineage: Eukaryota; Ciliophora; Oligohymenophorea; Peniculida; Parameciidae.